AUGGUUAAGGCUAAAGCAGUGGGUGAUUUAGGAUUCAGAGACCUUGAACAUUUUAAUCAUGCAAAUGCUAGCCAAGGUUGGAGAUUGCUUCAUUUCCCUAAUUCUCUUGCUGCAAAAGUUCUCUCAUCUAAAUACUAUCUUGAUGGCCAAUUCCUAAAAGCUACAACUCCAAGGCACUCAUCCCUUAUAUGGAGGAGUCUCAUGGCUGCUAAACCUUUGUUGGAAGAAGGCUUAUUCUGGCGUAUUGGUAAUGGAGCAGAUACUAAGAUAUGGCACCAUAAGUGGUUGCCUAUUCCAACAUCAUUCAAAGUUCAAAGUCCUAUUAGUUGUUUUGAUCCUGAGGAGACUGUUUCUGCACUUAUUGAUCAUGAAGCCAAAACCUGGAAGACAGAUGUGAUUGAUCAAACUUUUCUUCAAAGGGAAGCUGAAAUAAUUAGACAGAUUCCAAUAAGUUUAUGCAACAGUCCUGAUAAAGUUGUCUGGAGAUAUACUUCUAAUGAGAUUUUUUCUGAACUUGAAGAUGAAAUUUUAAUGGAAGUAGCUGUGGUGGCAUGGAAAAUUUGGAGAAGAAUGAAUGAUUUGGUUUUUAACCAAACUUUUUCUACCCUUCAAUUUAUUGUAAGACAGGCAACUCAGAAACUUGAAGAUCUCACUGCUCUUUUUUCUCAACAAACAACUAAUCCUACAACCACCAUCCCUCAGACUAUCCAAUGGAGUGCUCCCCCUGCUGAUGUGUACAAAGUCAAUUGGGAUUUUGCAGUGGAUAAAGUGAAUUGCAAAGUGGGUGUUGAGACUAUUAUUUGGGACUGGGAAUGA
Carya illinoinensis is the source of this 816-nucleotide messenger RNA. RefSeq lists its product as uncharacterized. The record is from RefSeq and is a predicted model, not a curated record. The coding region runs from base 1 to 816 and encodes 271 amino acids. The transcript has 2 exons. Lineage: Eukaryota; Viridiplantae; Streptophyta; Magnoliopsida; Fagales; Juglandaceae.